Xyrichtys novacula (pearly razorfish) is the source of this 2247-nucleotide messenger RNA. The record is from the annotation of a GenBank genome assembly. NCBI's taxonomy places the organism in Eukaryota, Metazoa, Chordata, Actinopteri, Labriformes, Labridae.
AUGGAUCCAUCAGAGACAGGGGGUCGGGAUGCUGCUGGGCCCGACCCAGAACAGAGUCCGAAACCCGAGCUGUCUGCAGCGAUGCGGGCCAAGAUCGAGCGGAACCGGCAGCGGGCGCUGAUGCUCCGGCAAGCCAGACUAGCGAGCCGGCCUUUGUCCGCUGUAGAGGGAGCAACCUCAGCCAAAGUGUCCAAAACCAUCGACUCCGGCGCCGGCUUCUUCAUCGAGGAGGAGGAGGACGGAGAGGAAGAGCAGAGGAGCAGGAAGAUAGUGCAUCAGCCAGGUGAGUUAAUGGUGUGUUAAUGAGCUCUUUGCAGGAGUGAAUGUAUUAUUUAAUGAAUGUGCAAUUUCUCUCUCUGUAGCUCCAGUCAUUGAACCAGACUACCUGGUUUGUGAUGAGUGUGAAAAACCCUUUAUGGACUCAUACCUCAGUAACAGCUUUGACCUGUGUGUCUGCGAUAAGUGCAGGUAAGGUUUUUCACAACAUCAUAGUUGACCACGUCCAAGACAGUAAAGUGUUUUUUUUUUUUUUUUUUUUUUUGGUCCCCAGCUGUAAAGAAGAAAUCUGACUGAAAUGUAGCUGUCAAAUAAGAUGAAUUCUUGAAUAUGAAAUAAGGAAAAGAAAAACUAGAGUUCAGCAAUCAGGUCACCCAAAAUCUGUUGAAAACUGUGGAUUAGGAUUAGAGAAACCUUUGACAGAAUCACGAGGGUGGACUUUCACACUUUUGCAUUGGUUAGACAAUAAAAUAGUUAUAUACUCCACGCACAUGGAGUGAAUAGUUUGAUAUUACAGUGUAACAUCAAAGUUUAAGUUUGUAAUCGACUACUGUAAUUACAAACUUAAACUUUAAAGGGAUAUUCCGGUGUAAAAUAAGUUAGGGUCAAACACUGAGUUAGACACCCCCUCGAGAGAUGAAUGUUGCUGACCGCUUGCUUCUCUAGUUAUACCAACUUUAGUAACGACCGAAGGAUAGCAAUACACAGCAGUCUGAGGAGUCAAACACAAACCUCAACCAAAACGCCACUCUAUGGCCACAAAUAAUGCUCAGAACAGCACCUAACUUCAUCAACAGUACAGGGUCCCAGCCACAGUGCUAGCCACCAAACAUCUUUUUAACUUUGCCUAAUUUCUUUAACAAAGAGACUAAACACAACUCACCCACUCUCUUCCAGCAGCCGCUUGUUUGUAGCAAGACCUCAGGCCAGUCCAUUACGGAGGGGUCUAAUUCGGUGUAACAGUGUGUUUGACCCUAAAGUAAUAUCACGCCGGAAUAUCCCUUUAAAUUUAAACCACCACUAUCACUAGUAGGAAAAAAUGAAAAUUUCAAAUGAUACUUUUUGAGAAGAGGGGCCCUGUUAAAUUGCUUUACCUUUCUCCUCAGGUCUUGGAUAUGUUGUUAUUAAUUUUGAUAGUCGCUCAUUGAAAAACAGUCUGAUAAUUUAUCAAUUAUUCUUUCAUUUUUCUCCAUCAGAGAUAAUGAGGAGAAACAUAAGCUGAUCUCUAGAACAGAAGCCAAGCAGCAGUACCUGCUGAAGGACUGCGAUCUGGACAAGAGAGAGCCUCCGCUCAGGUUCAUAUUGAAGAAAAACCCUCAUAACCCACACUGGGGAGACAUGAAGCUCUAUCUCAAACUUCAGGUAGUGUUGGGGGGAAAAGGGAGCUAUGAACACAUGACUAUUUUUUAAGAAAAGAGUGGUUAGUUCAGGGCUGAUAGUUUAAAACCCCGCCCAGUUUGGCAGGUAUCAAUGUUUGUACUGUAUGAUGGAUCCUGAGUGUUGUUUUGUUACUUUGAGAACAUCUUAAGAUGUGGCUCUUUGAGCUGUGAAAUUUCACAAAUUCAUUAUCUGCAUCAUCCAUCAUGGAAUCCAAGCAAGCUUUUUAUGUGUGCAGGUAGAGAAGAGAUGUAUGGAGGUGUGGGGUUCAGAGGAGGCUCUGGAGGAGGCCAGAGAGACCAGGGAGGAGAACAGAGAGGUCCAAAAACAAAAACGCUUCAACAAGAAGGUCAAAGGUGGGUUUCCAAUUGGAACAUUUUUUUUAUUAACACCAACUUGUGGCUCGAUCAGGCUUUAUCUCCUUGUAUUUGUGUUUUAGAGCUGCGCAGGGCGGUAAGAAGCAGCACGUGGACCAAAGACGCCAGCGUUCACCAACAUCAGUAUGGACCAGAGGAGGUGGUGGAUCCUGAGGAGGAUCUCUACAAGAAAACCUGCACCACCUGCGGACAUGAACUGACCUAUGAGAAGAUGUAA